Messenger RNA from Ilex paraguariensis (yerba mate), 726 nucleotides. NCBI's taxonomy places the organism in Eukaryota, Viridiplantae, Streptophyta, Magnoliopsida, Aquifoliales, Aquifoliaceae. The record is from the annotation of a GenBank genome assembly.
AUGUCUUGCUGUCUUUCAAAUCUUCUCCUCUCACACCCCAUUGCAGCACAAAGAAUCUCGUCUGUAAUAUCCAAUUCCAACAAUUUAUCUGCGAAAUUUCCACACUUGUCGACCCAAAUUUCUGGCAGGAAAUGCGACAGAAAGAUCAUCAAAGCCGUGGCCGGAGAUGGCAGAGACAACCUUGACCAGUUGCAAAGAGCAAACAAGCAUCAACCCCAACAACCCAAGAGAAGAGUAGCCCAAAUUGCUCCCAUCGGAUUGUGGGAUAGGUUUCCCACUGCAAGGACAGUGCAGCAAAUGAUGGAUACAAUGGAGAGGAUAAUGGAGGACCCUGUAGCGUACAGUGGCGGCUGGCCGUCGCAGCCAUCAAGCGAGAGUGGUGGGUACAGCAGGGGAAGGACACCAUGGGAGAUAAAGGAAAGUGAGGGAGAGUACAACAUGAGGUUUGACAUGCCUGGUAUGACCAAAGAGGAUGUGAAGGUAUACAUUGAAGACAAAAUGUUGGUGGUGAAAGGAGAAAAAGUUCCCAAGAAGAACAGUCAGAAUGAGGGAGAGGAUGAGGAGGAGUGGUCUGCUAAGAGCUAUGGCAGGUACAGCUGCAGAAUUGCUUUGCCUGAGAAUAUUCAGUUCGAGAAAAUUAAGGCUGAGGUUAAAGAUGGAGUGCUGUAUAUAAGCAUACCAAAAGCUACCAACACUUCCAAAGUUUUGGACAUCAAUGUUGAAUGA